AUGGCAAUUGAAUCUCCAGACGCUGAAUUUGGAGUCAGGUUUCGACCCACUGAUGAACAGCUCAUUCGCUACUUGAUUAAAUUUGUUGUUUCUAAAAACUACGUUUGUAAAGAUAUUGAAUUUGAAGAACUUUACGGAAGUAAGAAGCCAUGGGAGUUACUGGAAGACUCAUCCGGUACUAAAUAUUUUUUUACUAAAUUAAAGAAACGCGAUACAAGGUUUAGUCGGACUUUGGUGGGAGGAGGAAGUUGGAAAGGGAAGAGCAAAGGAAAGUCAAUAGGUGCGAAGAAAAUUGGGAUGAAAAAAACUUAUAACUAUGAAGAAAAUAAAAAGGAUGUAGUUAACGACGUUUCUUGGAUCAUGAAAGAGUAUAGUCUUGACGACAAGGUAAUAAAGUUGUUGAGUAACAGAGGUGUGAUGAAGCACAAGGAUGUUGUUUUGUGCUACAUUAGGUGUAAAGUUAAAAAAUCAAGAAAUCAUAUGCCUACAACAACUGGCAGUGGAUAUGAUGAUGGUGAUGGUGAUGAUACACUACUACUACCCCAAGGGCCUAAUGAAUUUGGAUAUGGUGAUCAAUUUCCUCAACAGAUUGUGAAUCCAAUGCAAAAUGUUGGAUCGGGGUAUGUUGGAUGUGAUGAUACACUAGUACCCCAAGGGCCUAAUGAAUUUGGAUAUAGUGAUCAACUUCCUCAACAGAUUGUGAAGCCAAUGCAAAAUAUUGAAUCAGGGUAUGUUGGAUGUGAUGAUGAGAAUAGGAACGAUAUGACAACACAACCGCAGUGGCCUAUGGAGGAUCAUCAACUUUCUCAGCUAAUCGUCACGUUUCCAAUGGUUCAAGGGAACGAUGCUGCAAUGAAUGAAGGGAAUAUGAAUGGUGAAUUAGUUUUUCCUUAUCAGGAAGAGCAAGUGCUGCAGAAUGUUGAAGAGACAGCAGGUAAUGCUUAUCAAGUCGAACCAACAAACAACGACGAGUGUUUAUUAGAUGAAUUAAGUGAUUUUGAUAAAUUUAUGGGACAAAACAAGGAAUGGCUAUCUCAGUUGCUCUCUUAG
Molecule: messenger RNA, 1050 nt
Organism: Solanum lycopersicum (tomato)
Lineage: Eukaryota; Viridiplantae; Streptophyta; Magnoliopsida; Solanales; Solanaceae
Product: protein ATAF2
Biological process (GO): regulation of DNA-templated transcription
Molecular function (GO): DNA binding
Source: RefSeq, a predicted model, not a curated record